CGAUUUCUUCAAGUCGUGCUCUCACUAUCAUGUCACUCGUAAUAACUUCUGUGGUCCUAUCCACAUGGAAAUUGGACAGGGCUGAUAGACCUGAAGACGAACAGGGGACCGACGUUUGCUGACUCCAAAAAUAACUCAAGUUUGAUGAAAUCUUUCGCAGCGAUCCUCGAGAGAAUUGUUGGGUGAAGAUUCCGUCCGAUAUCUCUCCCGAGGAAGAUCGAAAGACCAGAGUCAUCCUGGGUUCAAGUACUUUUUUUCCCAUCGAGGUCUGCGAUACAUAAAUAUUCCGCCAUGCAUACGAAGAUGCCUUGAAAGUGGACCAUGACAGCAAUCGUAAAUUAUCGUAAAUUUUCAAUGCACGUUUUCGGGGAGACAUGCCAUUUUCCACUAAUGGGGCCCCCAACACGAGUUGGAAUUUCUGGCAGCAAUAGCCUCGGCAGCAGCGGUGUCCUCAUGGAGGGCACCAUCACCAUCCUCAGCCUUCAGGAACAGCGCCGGGAUCAUCAUCAGGAACAGCUGGAUCAUCCUCCGGCACAUUGGACCGUCCAAUCAUCUGGGCCUCGAACAUUGGGGGGACCCAUUCGGCUCAAGAGGGUCUGGAUUCAUUUCCCUAUCAAUAUCACCAUGCGGUUCGUGCCCGGAAGCAACAUCAUCAACUUCGAGUCCUGGAUUAAAAUGGUCUUCAGCAAAUUGUGGUUCUCCUGGUACCUCAUCCUUUACUCGCGCAGCUACGAAAUCUGCGGCACGAGUAUCAUGGAGCCGCUGAUCAGCAUCACGUCAUGUCACCAGUUCCUUGGCCGCCUGGACAGGUUAAAGCGUCAUGUCCACGAAGAGGUCCAGGAGGCUCGCGGUUUCAUGGAUCUCCUCGACGACUACCAGUCAGAUAUCACAAUGGAGAAUUCGGAAGGAUGUGAUAGCACCGUCAACUCCCAAGCUGGACUCAAUGGUCCCAAUGUUAUGAUUCUACCGUUUGUAUCUUCGCACGGCCCCGCGGACUUCAUGCUACAGCCUGUAUCGUUCAGGGUCAUGGGAUCGCUGUCAGGGGUUACAGCAGGCUUAUUGCCCAUGGUGCUCGCAGUUGUGCCGACUAUAUAAUAAAUCAGCUUCAGCACACCAUGUACUCUGCAGGCAUUCCGGCAUUCUCUGAUCCGCGUGUCACAGAAUCGUCAUUGGAGAGUGUAAAUGCUCGUCAUGGUUUAUAGCUCCAUAGCACGUCCGAUCCU
This is a messenger RNA of Suillus fuscotomentosus, 1223 nucleotides long. RefSeq lists its product as uncharacterized. The transcript has 7 exons. Bases 322 to 1095 code for a protein of 257 amino acids. NCBI's taxonomy places the organism in Eukaryota, Fungi, Basidiomycota, Agaricomycetes, Boletales, Suillaceae. The record is from RefSeq and is a predicted model, not a curated record.